AUGCCUGAGAAGCAAACUUCGAAAUCUCAUUGCCGCGAGCAAGAUCUCGUAGGAAAAGUAGCAAUUGUCACCGGAGCGACCAGAGGGAUCGGGUAUGCGAUUGCACUUCACCUUGCGAAGCGAGGUGCCGGCAUUCUGGUUACAUCUACAGGCGCUAGCAAGCACGUUGACGAGCUGCGGGAAGAGGUGAGGUCCCAGUGCGCACAGUGCGGGAACCAGCCUCCGAAAGUGGUUCAUCAAGUCGCUUCCUUAACGUACCUGGACGCACACAGCAAGAUCGCAAAUGCAAUUCAGAAAGAAUUCGACAGCCACGCAGAUAUCUUCAUCAACAAUGCCGCGAUAACCGACCGCACAUUUCCUGGCGAGCUUGAGGCAGAAACAUUGGACAAACUACUAUUAUGCAAUAUCCGGACGCCGGCGAUGAUCGUGGACGAGUUAGUGAAGAGACGGUAUUUCAGGAAGGAAAGCAGAAUCGUCUUCAUCAGUAGCGCCGAGAGCGUCAACUGCGAGCCUGCAGUUACCAUCUACGCCUCGACGAAAGCUGCCAACGAAGCAAUGACUCGCUGUUAUGCCAACGCGUUCGGCGGAAAGAAUCCUGCGUUUGAAUUUAUGGCUGGAACCACCGCCAACAGCGUGCUCACGGGCCUGACGGAGACGGGAGGAGUGCAGCAAUAUGGACCAAAGGUGUGGGAGGAGUUGCAAGAUUUUUGGGUAGGCAAACAAAAAAUACCGCGGUUAGGGCAGCCCGACGAUGUGGCAGAUGUGGUGGGAUUCUUGUGCAGCAGAGAUGGUAGAUGGAUCACGGGGAGCAAGGUCAGCGCCAAUGGGGGGAGUGUUGCGGUCAUUUAG
Messenger RNA from Fonsecaea monophora, 849 nucleotides. RefSeq lists its product as hypothetical. Lineage: Eukaryota; Fungi; Ascomycota; Eurotiomycetes; Chaetothyriales; Herpotrichiellaceae. The transcript has a single exon. The coding region runs from base 1 to 849 and encodes 282 amino acids. The record is from RefSeq and is a predicted model, not a curated record.